UUCCAUUCAGGGGAACAUAUCCCGUGACAAUAACGGACUCCUUCAGGCAUUCCAAGACAUCUGAGGUAUUUCGGCUUUAAUCUCUUGAUUAUUUAUGCAUCAGUUUCAACGAAGCGCGCAUUAUAUGCACGCCGCUUUUAAUUUAAAAUUAAGGAAAGAAUGGGAUUAAGAAGUUGGCUUCUUUGCAAAUAUUUCAUUUGAAGCAAAAAAAAAAAAAAAAAAAACGGGUGACGUAAACCGGCGUUUAUUUCCCUCAGUCUGUUGACCGGCUAACUCAAUUAAAACUCGAAUGCAGGUAUUAUUCUGGUACAUGACGGAAGAGAAAUUAAGUUUAAAGCCUUCAGCCUGAAGUGCUCUUGGAUCACACAAGUUCGCAUCAGAAGAGCUCAUUGGAAAGGAAGAGUUUUAAGGAGUUAAGGAGUCGCACAGCAGGGGCCAAUGGGAGUGUGGAAGCUGGCCAAGGUGGUUCUCGGAUGGGCUGCGGUCUGGUGGGCCACGGUCUAUUCAGUGCAGGCACAAGGAGAUGGAGACAUCCAGGCCAGCCGAUUCACUGGAAAACCCGAGGGGGAGGUGCAACAGAGGGUCCGUCGGAGAGGCCAGGAGUCCCUCAGGGGGCCCAAUGUAUGUGGUUCCCGCUUUCACUCCUAUUGUUGUCCAGGAUGGAAAACCCUUCCCGCAGGGAACCAGUGUAUAGUUCCAAUCUGUAGGAACUCGUGUGGGGAUGGUUUUUGUUCGAGGCCCAACAUGUGCACAUGCUCCAGUGGUCAUCUUGCCCCUAGCUGUGGGGCGGCCGCAGUCCAGUCCUGCAGCGUCAGAUGUAUGAAUGGAGGGAUCUGUAAUGAAGACGCCUGCUCGUGUCAGAAGGGCUACACAGGAAAUCACUGUGGACAGCCUGUGUGUGAGAGCGGAUGUCAAAACGGCGGACGUUGUAUUGGACCAAACAGAUGUGCCUGCGUCUAUGGUUUUACUGGGCCGCAGUGCGAGAGAGACUACCGGACCGGGCCGUGCUUCACACAGGUCAACAACCAGAUGUGCCAGGGUCAGCUAAGUGGCAUCGUGUGCACCAAGACAUUGUGUUGUGCCACCAUUGGCCGAGCGUGGGGUCACCCGUGUGAGAUGUGCCCUGCCCAACCCCAACCUUGCCGAAGGGGUUUCAUUCCCAACAUCCGCACUGGUGCAUGCCAAGACGUGGACGAGUGUCAGGCCGUCCCGGGACUGUGUGCUGGAGGAAACUGCAUUAACACCGUGGGCUCGUACGAGUGCAAAUGUCCCGCGGGUCACCGGCAAAGUGAGACCAGCCAGAAGUGCGAAGAUAUCGACGAAUGCACAACCAUAUCCGGAGUGUGUGACGGCGGAGAAUGCACCAACACCGCCGGCAGCUACGUGUGCACCUGUCCGCGCGGAUACAUCACCAGCACAGACGGGUCCAGAUGUGUCGAUCACCGGGUCGGUACGUGUUUCUCGUCUUUGUCGAACGGCCGCUGCGCGGGUGAAUUGUCCGGUCAGUACACCAAGGGACAGUGUUGCUGCGACACGGGCCGCUGCUGGGCCCUCGGACACAUCCCAGAGAUGUGCCCCGUCAGAGGAUCUGAUGAAUACAGGCGACUGUGCAUCCAGAGGCUUCCUUUUGGCACCGGCAUCAUCCACGACGGCAACAGCGGUCUGAACAUCGGCGGUUACGGCAAAGGACCUUCGCAGAACGGAAACAACGGCGGUGGCAGCUACAUUUACGGCGGCGAACACAACAAUGGAAACGGACACGGGAACGGGAACGGAAACAACGGCGGCCAGAAGGGAAACAACGGCGGUGGCAGCUACGGAAACAACGGCGGCCAGAAGAUUCAAAUCAGUGAGUUGAAAUCACUGAACGAGACCACGAUCGACGUGUGCAAGCAUUUCACCAACCUGUGCCUGAACGGCCGCUGUAUUCCCACACCGACCAGCUACCGCUGCGAAUGCAACAUGGGCUACAGGCAGGACGUGCGCGGCGAGUGCAUUGACGUGGACGAGUGCAACAGUAGCCCGUGUGUGAACGGAGACUGCGUCAACACGCAAGGAUCAUAUCACUGCAAAUGCCACGAGGGAUACCAGGGAACGCCCACCAAACAGGCCUGCAUUGACAUUGACGAGUGUAUUGUGAACGGUGUUAUGUGCCGAAACGGACGCUGUGUGAACACCGAUGGAAGUUUCCAGUGCAUCUGUAACUCUGGCUUUGAAAUCAGCCCUGAUGGGAAGAACUGCGUCGACCAUGAUGAAUGUGCCACCACCAACAUGUGCCUCAACGGCAUGUGCAUCAACGAAGACGGAAGCUUCAAGUGCAUCUGCAAACCUGGUUUUGCGUUGGCACCCAAUGGACGCUACUGCACCGACAUUGAUGAAUGCCAGACCUCGGGCAUCUGUAUGAACGGCCGCUGCGUGAACUCCGAGGGCUCUUUCCGCUGCGAGUGCCCGCCAGGCCUGGCCAUCGGCGUGGACGGGCGUGUCUGCAUAGACACUCACAUGCGCACCACAUGCUACGGCGCUAUAAAAAUGGGCACUUGUUCGCGCCCGUUUCCCGGGGCGGUGACGAAGUCUGAAUGCUGUUGCGCCAACCCAGAACACGGCUUUGGGGAACCCUGCCAACCCUGCCCGGCAUUCAACUCAGCCGAGUUUCAAGCGGUAUGCAGCAGCGGACCUGGGAUCACCGCAGAUGGACGAGACAUCAAUGAAUGUGCUUUGGAUCCAGACAUCUGUCAAAACGGUAUUUGCGAGAACUUGCGCGGGAGCUACCGUUGCAUCUGUAACAUCGGCUACGAGUCUGACGCUAGCGGAAAGAAUUGCGUGGACAUAAACGAGUGUUUGGUGAAUCGGUUGUUGUGCGACAACGGCAUGUGUAGAAACACGCCCGGAAGUUACACUUGCUCUUGCCCCAAAGGAUUCUCCUUCAAAGCCGAUUCUGAGACGUGCGAAGACAUCAACGAGUGCGACUCCAACCCCUGCAUCAACGGCGUGUGCCGCAACAUAGCCGGUUCCUUCAAUUGCGAAUGUUCCCACGGCAGCAAGCUGGACUCCACCAACACCAUCUGCGUAGACAGCAUGAAAGGAACCUGCUGGCUGAACAUCCAGGACGGCCGCUGUGAGGUGAAUAUAAACGGGGCGACGCUGAAGUCCGAGUGCUGCUCUACGCUGGGGGCGGCCUGGGGGAGCCCAUGUGAACGCUGUGAAAUCGAUCCUGCCUGUUCGAAAGGUUUCGCUCGCAUGAAAGGUCUCGUGUGUGAAGAUAUUAACGAGUGUGAGGUUUUCCCGGGCGUGUGCACGAACGGCCGGUGUGUGAACACUCAGGGCUCGUUCCGGUGCGAGUGUGCCGAGGGACUCACGCUGGACGGAGCCGGACGCACAUGUGUUGACAUCCGAAGCGAGCAGUGUUACAUGAAGUGGGACGAGGACGAGUGUGUGGAGCCGCUAGCGGGCCGUUACCGGGCGGAUAUGUGCUGUUGUACGGUGGGAGCGGCGUGGGGCGUCGACUGCGAGGCGUGUCCCAAACCAAACACUCCCGAAUAUAAAAGCCUGUGCCCUCGUGGACCCGGGAUCGCCAACCGAGGAGACAUCCUGACUGGGAGACCCUUCUAUAAAGAUGUGAACGAGUGUAAGGUGUUCAGAGGCCUGUGCACUCACGGCACGUGCCGAAACACCAUCGGGAGCUUCAAGUGUCGUUGUGACAGUGGCUUCGCCCUCACCAUGGAGGAGAGGAACUGCACAGAUAUCGACGAGUGCACCAUCUCCCCGGACCUGUGUGGACAGGGCGUCUGCGUCAACACGCCGGGCAGCUUCGAGUGCGAGUGUUUCGACGGCUACGAGAGCGGCUUCAUGAUGAUGAAGAACUGCAUGGACGUGGACGAGUGUGAGCGGGACCCUAUGCUGUGUCGUGGAGGCGAGUGUCUGAACACUGAGGGCAGUUAUGAGUGUGACUGUCCUCCGGGACACCAGCUGAGCACUGAAGCAUCUGCCUGUGAAGAUGUGAACGAGUGUCAGCUGAGCGAUAACCUGUGCAAGAACGGUCAGUGUGUGAACAUGGUGGGAACCUACCAGUGCUCCUGCAACACGGGAUACCAGGUGACGCCCGACAGACAGGGCUGUGUGGAUAUCGACGAGUGCACCAUCAUGAACGGCGGUUGCGACACACACUGCACGAACUCUGAGGGAAGUUACGAAUGCAGCUGCAGCGAAGGUUACGCGCUCAUGCCCGACCUCAGGACCUGCGCUGACAUCGACGAGUGCGAAGACUCGCCCGACAUCUGCGACGGCGGCCAGUGUACGAACAUCCCCGGAGAAUAUCGCUGCCUCUGUUACGACGGGUUCAUGGCCUCCAUGGACAUGAGGACCUGCAUCGAUGUCAAUGAGUGCGACUUGAACCCCAACAUCUGUCUCCACGGCGACUGUGAGAACACUAAAGGCUCCUUCAUCUGCCACUGUCAGCUGGGGUACUUCGUCAAGAAGGGCUCCACCGGAUGCACAGAUAUCGAUGAAUGUGAGGUCGGCGCUCAUAACUGCGACAUGCACGCGUCCUGCGUCAACGUUCCCGGGAGCUUCAAGUGCCGCUGUCGCGACGGCUGGGAGGGAGACGGCAUCAAAUGCAUCGAUGUUGACGAGUGUGUGACUGAAGAGCACAACUGUAACCCCAACGCCGAGUGCAUGAACACGCCGGGCUCGUACCGCUGCACCUGUAGAGACGGAUUCAACGGAGACGGGUUCACCUGCUCCGACAUGGACGAGUGCGCGGAUAACGUCAAUCUGUGUGAGAACGGCCAGUGUCUGAACGCCCCCGGCGGGUACCGCUGCGAGUGUGAGAUGGGCUUCACCCCCACUGAGGACAGCAAGGCCUGCCAGGAUAUCGACGAGUGCAACUUCCAGAACAUCUGUGUGUUCGGGUCGUGCCAGAACCUGCCGGGGAUGUUCCGCUGUGUGUGUGACUACGGCUACGAGCUGGACCGCAGCGGAGGAAACUGCACAGACAUCAACGAGUGUUUCGACCCGGUGAACUGCAUCAACGGAGUGUGUGUGAACCUGCCCGGCAGCUACCUGUGCAACUGCCCGCCGGACUUCGAGCUCAACCCGUCCGGAGUCGGCUGUGUCGACACGCGUGUGGGAAACUGUUUCCUGGACACUCUGGACCGGGGCGACGGCGGGAUCUCCUGCAGCGCUGAGAUCGGAGUGGGCGUGACCCGCGCGUCCUGCUGCUGCUCGCUGGGCGGAGCCUGGGGGAACCCCUGCGAACUGUGCCCGCCCAUCAACACCUCCGAGUACAAGACCCUGUGUCCCGGAGGAGAAGGCUUCCGGCCCAACCCCAUCACGGUCAUCCUGGAGGACAUAGACGAAUGCCAGGAGCUGCCCGGCCUGUGUCAGGGGGGAAACUGUGUCAACACCUUCGGCAGCUUCCAGUGCGAGUGUCCCGGCGGAUACUACCUCAACGAGGAGACGCGCAUCUGUGAAGAUAUUGACGAAUGUACGGCACACAUCGGCAUCUGUGGCCCGGGAACCUGCUACAACACGCUGGGAAACUACACCUGCGUCUGUCCACCCGAAUACAUGCAGGUCAACGGAGGAAACAACUGCAUGGAUAUGAGGAAAAGCGUGUGUUAUCGUAACUUCAACGACACCUGCGAGAACGAGCUGUCCUUCAACAUGACCAAGAAGAUGUGCUGUUGCUCGUAUAACGUGGGCAAAGCCUGGAACAGACCGUGUGAGGCCUGUCCGACGCCGGCCACCACCGAGUACCAGCUUCUGUGUGGAAAUCAGGCUCCUGGGUUCAUCAUCGACAUUCACACUGGAAAACCUACUGACAUCGACGAGUGUCGCGAGAUCUCGGGCCUCUGCGCUAACGGCGUGUGCAUCAACCAGAUCGGGAGCUUCCGCUGCGAGUGUCGCAUGGGCUUCAGCUACAACAACAUCCUGCUCAUAUGUGAAGAUAUCGACGAGUGCAAUAGCGGCGACAACCUGUGCCAGCGCAACGCUAACUGCAUCAACAUCCCCGGGAGUUACCGCUGCGAGUGUUCGGCCGGAUUCAAGCUGUCGCCCAGCGGAGCGUGUGUGGACCGCAACGAGUGCCAGGAGAUCCCGAACGUGUGCAGUCACGGCGAGUGCAUCGACACGCAGGGCAGCUUCCGCUGUCUGUGCCACAACGGCUUCAAGACCACGCCGGACCAGACCAUGUGCAUGGAUAUCGACGAGUGCGACCGGCAGCCGUGCGGGAACGGCACGUGUAAGAACACCGUGGGCUCGUACAACUGCCUGUGCUUCCCCGGGUUCGAGCUCACACACAACAACGACUGCAUGGAUGUGGACGAGUGCAGUGUUCACUCCAGUCAGGUGUGCAGAAACGGCCAGUGCAUCAACAGCAUGGGCUCCUUCAGGUGUCUGUGUCUGGACGGGUAUAACCUGACGCCGGACGGCAAGAACUGCGUCGAUAUCAACGAGUGUGUGACGCUGCCGGGCGCCUGCCAGCCGGGAACAUGCCAGAACCUGGACGGAUCCUUCCGCUGCAUCUGUCCUCCGGGAUACGAGGUGCAGAACGACAAGUGUGUGGACAUCAACGAGUGUAACGUGGAGCCCAACAUCUGUCAGUUCGGCUCGUGUAAGAACACGCCGGGAAGCUUCCAGUGCCUCUGCCAGCCCGGCUUCGUCCUGUCCGACAACGGGCGCCGCUGUUUCGACACGCGCGAGAGCUUCUGUUUCACACGCUUUGAAGCGGGUAAAUGCUCCGUGCCCAAACCACUGAACACCACUAAAGCCAAGUGUUGCUGCAGUCUGAUGCCCGGAGAGGGAUGGGGCGACCCCUGCGAACUGUGCCCGCGCGACACAGAGGCUGCGUUUCACACGUUGUGUCCCUACGGUCACGAGGCCGUCCCGAGCUCUGGAGGACGCGAGGACAUGAACGAGUGUGUGGAGAACCCGGGCAUCUGCGGAAACGGCCUGUGCAUCAACACCGACGGCUCCUUCCGCUGCGAGUGUCCCUUCGGAUACAACCUGGACUACACCGGCGUCAACUGCGUGGAUACGGACGAGUGCUCCAUCGGAAACCCUUGUGGAAACGGGACGUGCUCAAACGUUCCUGGCGGAUUCGAGUGUUCCUGUCAGGAGGGAUUUGAACCCGGACCCAUGAUGACCUGUGAAGACAUCAACGAGUGCGCUGUGAACCCGCUGCUCUGCGCCUUCCGCUGCGUCAACACCUUCGGCUCGUACGAGUGCAUGUGUCCCACGGGUUACGUGCUGCGCGACGACAACCGCAUGUGCCGAGACCAGGACGAGUGCGCUGAAGGCCUGGAUGACUGCGCGUCCAGAGGCAUGGCCUGCAAAAACCAGAUCGGCACCUUCAUGUGCAUCUGCCCCCCGGGCAUGACCCGCCGCCCUGACGGAGAGGGCUGUAUGGACCUGAACGAGUGCCGCAGUAAGCCGGGGAUCUGUAAGAACGGCCGCUGUGUGAACACCGUGGGGAGUUACCGCUGCGAGUGUAACGAGGGCUUCGAGUCCAGCUCCACGGGCACUGAGUGCAUCGAUAACAGGAAGGGCUUCUGUUUCACGGAGGUCCUGCAGACGAUGUGCCAGCAGUCGUCCACUAACCGCAACACCGUCACCAAGUCCGAGUGCUGCUGCAACGGGGGUCGCGGAUGGGGGUCGCUGUGUGAGCUGUGUCCUCUGCCCGGCACCGUCCAGUACAAGAGGAUGUGUCCGCUCGGACCGGGAUACACCACUGACGGCAGAGACAUCAACGAGUGUGUGGUGAUGCCCGACCUGUGUAAGAACGGCCAGUGCAUCAACAGUGUCGGCUCCUUCCGCUGCCAUUGCAACGUGGGUUACACCGAUGACUUCACUAGCACUUCCUGUGUCGAUCAGGACGAAUGCUCUCUGUCGCCGAAACCGUGUAACUUCUUGUGCAAGAACACUGAAGGCAGUUACCUGUGCUCAUGUCCCAGAGGAUACAUCCUACAGCCUGAUGGGAAGACCUGCAAAGAUUUGGACGAGUGCUCAACCAAGCAACACAACUGUCAGUUCCUAUGCGUCAACACGAUCGGUGGUUUCACCUGUAAAUGCCCCACGGGCUUCACGCAGCACCAGACGGCUUGCAUAGACAACAACGAAUGCGGCAAUCAGCCGAACGUGUGCGGUUCCCGCGCCUCCUGCCUGAACACUCCCGGCAGCUUCAACUGCGAGUGUCAGAAAGGCUUCUCACUGGACGACACUGGACACAACUGUGAUGACGUGGAUGAAUGUGGCGGAAACCACCGGUGCCAACACGGUUGCCAGAACAUGCUGGGAGGUUAUCGCUGCGGCUGCCCGCAGGGUUAUGUUCAACACUACCAAUGGAACCAGUGUGUGGAUGAGAACGAAUGCGCCGGGAACCAACUCUGUGGGUCGGCGUCUUGCUACAACACUCUGGGCAGCUAUAAGUGCGUGUGCCCGUCAGGUUUCGACUUUGAGUCUUCUGCCGGCGGCUGCCAGGAUGUUAAUGAAUGUGCCCAGGGCAAUAACCCUUGCAGCUAUGGCUGCUCCAACACAGACGGCGGAUACUUGUGCGGAUGUCCUGGGGGCUUCUACCGAGCAGGACAAGGGCACUGCAUCACAGGAGUGGGCUUCCAGGGUCAGUUCGGCUCGGAGGGAGCGGAUGACGAAGACUCGCUCUCACCAGAGGCCUGCUAUGAAUGCAAGAUCAAUGGUGACCUGGGAAAGAAAGGCCGUCAUAGGCGCAAUGCUGGUGAUAAUGAGCUCAAGGAGACGGUGAGCAUGGCCAGCAUGGAUGUUCAGACCUCCAUCCCCAUGAACCUGAGUCUGGCGCAGCUACAAAACAAGGAACCCCUUCUUGAGUUGCUUCCAGCCCUGGAGCCGCUUGAGCACCAUGUGCGCUACGUUAUAACGCACGGAAACCAGGGCGAACACUUCCGCAUCCUGGAGCGCCGCGAUGGGAAGAGCGUUCUGCGGCUGGGCCGGAAACCACCCACUCCAGGUUUGUACCGCCUGGAGAUCGCCAGCUUGCGCCUGUUUGGUCCGCGCAAACUUCAGGACCUGGAGGACCAGCAUGACAGCGACUACUUGCUGGGCGAGAUCGGUGAUGCACUGCGCGUCAAGCUGCACAUCCACCUGCACUGAGACUGACCCUUGACCCCGUGCCCUUCACUGCAGGGCGUAAGCUCUGAGAAACUGUGUCCAUUUACCCCCACAUUUUGGAUUCGUUUUUAUUCGCCAUCCCUUCACGUCAACGCCCACUGAUUCUACCAAGUUUGGUGGAAAAUGUACACACAAACCAUCUUAAAUUAGCCGGAGUGCGUUAGCACUAGUAUUAGCGCCCACUUUUACAAGAAAUUUCAGUCUUUAGUGCACAUAAAACAUUGCAUUAUAGAUGAUGACUUUUCACUCAUCUCAUUAUCUCAAUGCAAACUGGGGUCAAAGUUUAUUCCAUUCAGUAUUUAGAGUCAAGUAUUGUACUGUUAACGAUGAAAAAAGAGGUCACACAAAGGACUGCAGCAACUACGGCUAUUUUUCAGGUUGAAAUGAGAGUUGAGCGUUCAAACAACUCGAAAAUGAAACACGUACUUUUAGGUUUCUGGGAUUUUCUGGAGUGUUUGCAUGAGCUGCCACAUCGCGUUACCUCAUUUUACACACAUAUACAUACAGCCGUUAGGACAGGAGUGGUGCUAAACGCUCAAUUUGCACUAGGGCUCCUCUGCGUGUUUAAAUCAGGGAAAUUUCAUUCCAAAAAUGGCACCAUCCAAAGGGUUUUCGAAUAUGCGUGUGAUGUAGAACAAACACUCGCACAUACAAUUCAAACCAUUUUCUUCUCCAUACUUGUGUGCUCUUGUCUUUGUAUUUGACAGACACAAACAAAGCAUAUAUGAAUGGAGAAUUGAAAGCCUGCUGGGUAAACCAACCAGAUGCCAUUUUUGAUUGCAGCUUGAGUCGUGCGGUCUCAGUGGUACAUAAGGUUUGUUUGGCAAGCUGUCCUCCAAAACACUCCAGAUGUGGACAUGCAAACACAACUUUUCAACUUCAUUGUGGGAACGAAUUCUUAGUUUCUCAGUAAAUCGCAUGGUGCUAUGAUUCCAUCUUCCGUCGUACUACGAACGUGCUUGAUUUGUGGAUUUCAAACGUGACGUUUUUUUUUUCAAAGGUCUUUUGUGUUUUUAUUUUUUAUUGUGUGAUUGUCUUUUGUACUGUCUCAAUGCUGAAAAAAAAAUCAAUACUAUCAAAGCUUGUUGAAAAUUUAAAUUGUAUAUUUUAAAGUGAAAUGUAGAUUUUGUUUGUGUGUAUUCUUGAGCAUCAAGACUGCCAAACCAAAUAUUUACUUGUAAACAUUAGAUAAAUAGCCUCUAAGAGCUGUUGACUUUUUGUUUUUCCUCUGAAGACGGACAAUCAAUGAUCACAGCGUCCUUAACUGUCACUGAGACGUCACUGUUUACAUGAGCCUGUCCAUCCAUCAUCUAAACGCGUCAUUUGGUUGCGACGACUGUUUUCAAAGGCUGUGCCCUGAAUUUAAUCUUCAGGACAUUUGAUUUAAACAAGGAAUUUGGCCAUUUUGAUGAAAUAGUUUCUUGAACAUCAGAGUAACUGCACUGUACGACAGCCUGAGCUAUAUUUAUGCAUAACCAUUGGGAACUUUGUAUACUUUACACAUCUUUUUGGUUUAUUGAUGCCACUACAUGUAAAAGAGCGAAUGUGCGUGACUGUACUGUAUGUCAAAAAUCAACAGCAAACUUGAAAUAGUCAUCAAGCUGGUGUUGAGUUACGAACUUCAGACCAAAGAGAGUGGACCAGGUCGCUCAGGAUAAUGAUAAAUCUCUAAGGGCGUCUAUAUGAAAUUUUUGAGCCAUAAAGAUCCGUGACGGAGAAACCUGAGCGCCUGCUAAUGAGUAAUUCCAAAUGCAAUGUUUUUUAUACUGUUUUCGAUUGGAUGCAUCCAUCUGUCAGAUCCGAGUGAUCCGCACAAUGUUCAUAAACAUCUGUAUGAAACAACAAAUGGCAAUAAAACAUUGGUUAUAUUUUUAAA
This is a messenger RNA of Pimephales promelas (fathead minnow), 11014 nucleotides long. NCBI's taxonomy places the organism in Eukaryota, Metazoa, Chordata, Actinopteri, Cypriniformes, Leuciscidae. The record is from RefSeq and is a predicted model, not a curated record.